AAAAAAGAACUGAAAAAUUAUUAACCAAAAAGUUGGAGAGAUGGCCAGCCAGAGCCAGAAUUCUCUACUCUCUCAAACACUUCGCAAGAAAGCUGCGUACAGUUCACACAUUUACUCGUUCAAGAACACACACUCUCUCUCUCUCACUCCCACUAGAUUUUAGCAACAAAUUUCUGAGUAUAAUACUUGAAUACCACAAAUAAGCAAGAAUUUUUGAAUCUUUUUGCCAAUAUUUGUGUUCAUCCGCUUUUUAUCUCCUAAUCUCCUUUGGAAACCGCUUCACAUCUCGCGGCCAAAUUUCCAUUUUCACUUUUUUUUUAUGGGUCCAAUUUAUUCCAUCGGUUUUAUGGAUUAAAUUUUCCGGGUUCGCCAUAUUUCAUCCGAUUGGAAGAAAGAGAAGAAAAUGAGGACGCUUGGUGUUCGCUUUAUCAUUGUUCUUCUCUAUGGGUUUGUUCUCAUGGAUAACUCCUCAGCCCAGAUGCCAGGUUUUGUGAGUAUCAACUGUGGUAGUACAUAUAAUUUUACAGACGAAUUAGGCCUCAACUGGAGUCAUGACAAUUACAUGAAAAUCGGACAAGUGGCCAACAUAUCUGUAGCAAACGAGACCAGACAACAAUAUCAGACACUAAGAUACUUCCCGGCAGAUGAAAACAAGUAUUGCUACACACUAAGUGUUAUUAGUCGAACCAGAUAUCUUAUAAGAGCUACCUUUUUAUACGGGGACUUUUAUAACAACAAUGUUUAUCCAAAGUUCGACAUCUCUCUUGGGCCUACCCAUUGGGCCACGAUAGUGAUUUCGGAUGCUAACACGAUUGAGAGUUCGGAGUUGAUUUUUCUUGCUACGGAUCCUACAAUAAGCGUUUGUUUGUCCAAUGCUAAAACUGGAGUGCCUUUUAUAUCCACUCUCGAGCUCAGGCAGUUUAAUGGCUCCAUAUAUUUCAAUGAAUAUGAGAAUCAGUAUUACCUUAGUGUGUCGGCAAGGAUAAACUUCGGUGCGGAGAGUGAUGCUUCUGUUAGAUACCCAGAUGACCCGUUUGACAGAAUAUGGCUAUCCGACUUGGUAAAAAAAGCAAAUUAUCUCGUCGAUGUUGCUCCUGGAACUGAGAGAAUAUCUACCCAAAUGCCCAUAGACGUGAGUCGAGACGAGUGGCCGCCCGAAAAAGUCAUGCAGACAGCUGUCAUCGGCAGAAAUGGGACUCUCACUUACCGUUUGAAUCUCGACGGGUUUCCCAGUCCUGGUUGGGCCUUCACGUACUUUGCUGAGAUUGAAGAUUUGGGCCCAAAUGACAUCAGAAAGUUUCGGCUGAUGCUUCCCGGUGAACCUGAUGUCAGCAAAGCUGUGGUGAACAUUCAAGAGAAUGCGCAGGGAAAAUACCGAUUGUACGAGCCGGGUUACUAUAACAUUACCUUUCCUUUCGUUUUGUCUUUCAGAUUCGCUAAGACAUCAGACUCGACAUUGGGCCCGAUCUUGAACGCCAUGGAGAUAAAUAAGUAUUUGAAGAAGAGCGAUGGCUCGGCAGAUGGACCACUUCUUGCUGAUGUGGCAGCAGCUCAUUCGUCAGCCGAGUGGGCACUUGAAGGCGGUGACCCUUGCCUUCCAGCUCCAUGGUCAUGGGUCCAGUGGAAGAAUUUGAGUGGAUCAAUUCCAGCAGAUUUCACAAAGCUGAGUGGUCUAGUUGAGUUGUGGCUUGAUAAUAACUCGCUGAGUGGUCCGAUUCCAGAUUUUUCUGGAUGCCCCAACUUGCGAACAAUACAUAUAGAGAAUAAUCAGUUAACCGGUGGACUGCCUUCUUCAUUGGGAGAUCUGUCAAAUCUGAGAGAAUUGUAUGUUCAAAACAAUGAGUUAUCAGGAAAUGUGCCAUCUGCUCUUCUUAACAGAGAUAUAAGUUUGAACUACACUGGGAAUCCUGGUGUCCACAACAAUGGCAAUGGAGAAAACCGUAAAAAAAUUAUCAUAGGAGCAUCAACAGGAGCUGCUGUUCUGCUUAUUGCUACUAUUGCAGCCUGCAUUUUUUUACCGAAAGGUAAAAAGUAUCCUCCUAAGCAAGGAAAAUUACAACAUGGCUUGUCUACUCAAAGGCCAGUUUCUUCCCUGGGUGGCACGACGGCAACUAAAACUGCACAUUACUUCUCAUUAUCGGAAAUCGAGGCUGCUACAAGUAACUUUGAGAGGAAAAUCGGGUCAGGUGGAUUCGGGGUUGUAUAUUAUGGGAAACUGAAAGACGGUAAGGAAAUUGCGGUCAAGAUCUUGACUAAUGAUUCAUUCCAGAGCAAGCGAGAAUUUUCAAAUGAGGUAAAAUACUUCAAGUCUAUUAGGCUACGUUUGGUAAACCUAGCUGAUAAGGUCUCUCUUCUUUCGAGAAUACAUCAUAGGAAUCUUGUACAGUUUCUUGGAUACUGCCAAGAAGAUGGUAAAAGUAUUCUCGUGUAUGAGUUCAUGCAUAACGGGACUCUCAAGGAGCACCUUUACGGGCCCUUAACACGUGGAAGAGGAAUUAAUUGGAUGAAGCGCCUUGAGAUUGCUGAAGAUGCUGCAAAAGGAAUCGAGUAUCUCCACACUGGCUGUGUACCAUCAAUUAUCCACAGAGAUUUGAAAACGAGCAAUAUUCUCCUCGACAAGAACAUGAGAGCUAAGGUCUCAGAUUUUGGCCUCUCGAAGCUAGCCGUCGAUGGAGUUUCUCACGUAUCAAGCAUUGUUCGAGGCACUGUUGGUUAUCUUGAUCCCGAGUAUUACAUCUCCCAACAGUUGACCGACAAAAGCGACGUUUAUAGUUUUGGUGUUAUCCUUUUGGAGCUAAUUUCCGGUCAAGAAGCGAUUUCUAAUGAAAGCUUUGGCGUCAACUGCAGAAACAUUGUCCCAUGGGCGAAACUGCACAUCGAGAGUGGGGACUUGCAGGGAAUUAUAGACCCUACACUGCACGAUUACGAUAUCCAAUCUAUGUGGAAAAUAGCCGAGAAGGCAUUGAUGUGCGUGCAGCCACACGGGAACACGAGGCCCUCGAUUUCCGAGGUCAUCAAGGAUAUUCAUGAUGCAAUCAUGGUCGAGAAAGUUCGGGAGGGAAACUCGGACGAGAUCUCGAGGCAUUCAGUUCACUCGUCCUUGAAAAUGGGGUCCAUGGACUUGGGAGCAAGUGAUCACUAUUUGUCGAUUGAUGACUCGAUUGCGCGGCCCUCUGCUCGAUAGAAUCGUGUAUUUAUUCAUUCUAGAUUUUUUUUUUUUUGGUGGACUUUUUGUACUUCAUUUUUUGCUGAGAUGAAGAGGAAGAAGCUUUUUGAUGACUAUGUAACUGUAAAUUCUGUUCUUUCUUGGAGGAGCAUUUGGCAUUCAUAUAAUCAUAUGCUUGUUUAUCAUUUUGUUUUUUGCUCAAUGUUUGGCAUUUGUUUAUGAGAUAUGUAUUUGCAUUCUUUAAACCCCGUG
This is a messenger RNA of Striga asiatica, 3418 nucleotides long. NCBI's taxonomy places the organism in Eukaryota, Viridiplantae, Streptophyta, Magnoliopsida, Lamiales, Orobanchaceae. The record is from the annotation of a GenBank genome assembly.